Molecule: messenger RNA, 799 nt
Organism: Leptopilina boulardi
Lineage: Eukaryota; Metazoa; Arthropoda; Insecta; Hymenoptera; Figitidae
Product: chymotrypsin inhibitor-like
Exons: 3
Coding region: 309-578 (89 amino acids)
Source: RefSeq, a predicted model, not a curated record
ACAAUCGUUAAUGUUAAAAACGAAAAAUAUUUUUUUUCUUUGUUCAGUUUCAUUGACGAUUUCUCAAUGGGAUUUCCCAGUUGAACCGUCCUUUUUUUAAAUACUAUACUUAUUUAUUUGUCUACGCCCAAUAUUUUUGCUUUCUCUCACUCUUUGAAUUUUGGACACUAUAAAAUCAAUUUUUGACAGUAUCUUCCUAACAGUCUAAGUUUAACUGUCGCUUAGAAUAUUUGACAAAGAAAAAUCAUUUUGCAAAAAUUUUAUUAGUUAUCAUAGUUGUAUUUCAACAUUUAUAAGUCUUCAUUAACAUGUCUCCAAUCUUUACGUUUACAUUACUUUUGUCCAUUGCUGCAAUUCAUUGCCUGCCGGCGAACAAUCAACGUCAAUGUGGACCCAAUGAAAUUUUCGACAGGUGUGGAGUUUCAAGUUCUUGUCACAACACAUGCCUCAUUCCAAAUAAUUGGAAGUGUGUAAAUGACUUGGUUUGUCAUCCUGGCUGUGAAUGCAAAGAAGGAUAUGUAAGGGAACUUCAGUCCAAUAGGUGUAUUUUACCUUCGCAAUGCCCAAAUAGAGGAUAACUCUAAAUAAUAAAUGUAAUGCAUAAUUUCCUCUUAAUUUUGGUAUCAAAAGUAAUAAUCUUAAUUUAGAAGGAUUUUCCUCUCGAAAAAAUCCUCUUAAAGGAAGAAUAAUAUUCAAAUAUUUUGACAAGUUGAAAAUAACCGUAAUACACAUGUUUUGAAUAAAUUAUUAGACAAUAAUGGUUAUGUAUUGAUAAUAAAGUACAGUUUUGACACAUUGA